Molecule: messenger RNA, 2039 nt
Organism: Lepidothrix coronata (blue-crowned manakin)
Lineage: Eukaryota; Metazoa; Chordata; Aves; Passeriformes; Pipridae
Gene: ZNF865
Product: zinc finger protein 865
Exons: 2
Coding region: 66-2039 (657 amino acids)
Source: RefSeq, a predicted model, not a curated record
CAAAGCCCCCCCAAAACCCCUCCCGUGCCCCCCCCCCAGGUGCCCCCCCGGCUCUGGGGGGGGCGAUGGAGACCAACGUGAGCGACGAGAGCGGCCACUUCCAGUCGUACCCCUUCGACUUCCUGGACUUCCUGACCCACCAGCGCCCGGAGCCGCCGGAGCCCUUCGAGCCCCCCAAGGCGCUGCCCCUCCCCCCGCCCCCCUUCGAGUACCCCCCCCCUCCCGGGGCCCCCCCCUUCGACCGCCCCCCCCCGCCCAAGCACAAGCCCGAGGCUGCUGCUUCUUCCUCGUCCUCCUCCUCCUCGUCCUCCUCGUCCUCCUCCUUGACCUCCUCGUCCUCGGCGCAGCCCAAGAAGCCGGAGGGCCCUUUGGGGGGUCCCGCGGGGGCCCCCCCGUACCCGCCCCCGCCCCUGCCCCCCCCGCCCCACCAGCCCCUCUUCGAGGCCGCCGGCGCCUUCCCCGCCCCGCAAUGGGGCAUCGUGGACCUGUCGGGGCACCAGCACCUCUUCGGGGGGCUCAAACGGGGCGGGGCCGGCGCGGGGGCCACGCCCGGGACCCCCCCGGCGCCGCCCGAGUCGGGGUCGAAGGAGGAGCGGAGCUACUUCCGGCGGCUCAAGUACCUGGUGGAGCGGCGCUUCCCCUGCGCCGCCUGCCCCAAGGCCUUCCGCCAGGCGGCCCAGCUGGUGCAGCACGUGCAGGCCCACGGCGCCGAGCGGCCCUACGAGUGCCGCACCUGCGGCCGCACCUACAGCCACGGCUCCAGCCUCGUGCGGCACCGGCGCUGCCACCGCGACGCCCCCGACGACGCCGGCGCGGCCGCCGCAUCCGCCACGGCCGCCGCCACGUCCAGGGCGGUGCCGGUGCCUAGCGGGGCCCCCGCGGUCUUGGCGUUGGCCAACGGGGUCAACGUGAGCCCCGGCGGGGUCAACGCGGUAGCCAACGGAGUCAACGCGGCGCCCAACGGGGUCAACCCCUUGGCCGGCGGGGUCGGCGCCGUGCCCAACGUCAACGCGGCGCCCAACGGGGUCAACGCGGCGCCCAACGGAGUCAACGGGGUCAACGUGGCGGCGAGCGGGGUCAACGCGGUGCCCAACAGGGUCAACGCCGUGCGCGGCGUCAACGUGGCUCCCAAUGGGGUCAACCCGGCGGCCGGCGGGGUCAACGCGGUGCCCAACGGAGUCAACCCCUUGGCCGGCGGGGUCGGCGCCGUGCCCAACGUCAGCGCGGCGCCCAACGGAGUCAACGGGGUCAACGUGGCGGCGAGCGGGGUCAACGCGGUGCCCAACAGGGUCAACGCCGUGCGCGGCGUCAACGUGGCUCCCAAUGGGGUCAACCCGGCGGCCGGCGGGGUCAACGCGGUGCCCAACAGGGUCAACGCCGUGCGCGGCGUCAACCUGCUGCUGCACCGGCGGCGGCACCUGCGCCGGCGGCCCUGGCCCUGCGGCGGCUGCGGGCGGCGCUUCUGGGCGGCCGCGCUGCUGCGGCGGCACCGGCGCCGCUGCCUCGCCCGCCUGCGCUGCUGCACCUGCGGCCGGGCCUUCCGCCGCGCGCGGGCCCUGCGGCGGCACCGCGCCGGACACGCCGGGGCCGGGCCCCUGCGCUGCCCCCGCUGCGCCAAGCGCUUCGCCCACCCCGCCGGCCUGGCCGAGCACCAGCGCCGGCACCGCCCGGCGCGGCCGCGGCGCUGCCGGACCUGCGGGGAGACCUUCGGGCGCCGCUCGGAGCUGCUGGAGCACCGGCGCCGGCACCUGGGCGAGGACGUUUACCGCUGCGAGCGCUGCGGGAAGGGCUUCUUCUACCUGCCCUGCGUCCUGCGGCACCAGCGCGGCCACGAGCGGCGCCGGGGCCCGCGCUGCCCCAACUGCUGCCGCCGCUUCGGCGACGCCCGGCGCCUGCGCCGGCACCUGGCCGGGCACGAGGCCGGGCGGCCCUUCCCCUGCCGCGCCCGCGGGGAGCCCGUCGGGACCCCCGAGGAGGGGCCGCGGCAGCACCGGCGGCACCGCGGGGGCACCGCGGCGGGGGCGGCCCCGGGGGAGUGA